UAAUUGGCACAUCGUGUUGGUAAUGUGAGCGAGGUGAUAUUUUACCGCGAUGAGGAAUUUAAUCGCCCCAGACUUCUAGUAAAAUGAAUACACUUAUUGUUUUCAAUUUAUGCCUUGGUAUAUAUUUCAUAACUGAGUGUGGUAAAUUCGCAACUGGAGAUGAUUCUCUGCCACCGAGGCAAUUCCAGUACUUAAAGAUGGAUUAUCUGCAUCGCGGUAGCUUCAACAAUACCGACUGCUUGCGAGAACUGCUCAACUGUUGGGAGGUCGUUAAACCUGACAUCAUCUGCUCGAAAGGAGUUAUCUUCGAGUCCGUGUGCGGCAUCAUGAAGCGAGAUUGCACCGAGAAACAUGGCCUCGUUAACCAGCAGGAGGGACCUCUGUUCGAAUCAUUCUGUAGGACGUGGAAAUACGACAGCCGGACGUAGGAGUGCUGGGGUUCACACGGGGCUCCGUUACCGGCCGCGACAAGGGAUUAUUAAAAUUAAGUUUUAUAAUAUA
Vanessa atalanta (red admiral) is the source of this 501-nucleotide messenger RNA. RefSeq lists its product as uncharacterized. Lineage: Eukaryota; Metazoa; Arthropoda; Insecta; Lepidoptera; Nymphalidae. The record is from RefSeq and is a predicted model, not a curated record. Bases 84 to 428 code for a protein of 114 amino acids. The transcript has 4 exons.